Messenger RNA from Rubroshorea leprosula, 1087 nucleotides. The record is from the annotation of a GenBank genome assembly. Lineage: Eukaryota; Viridiplantae; Streptophyta; Magnoliopsida; Malvales; Dipterocarpaceae.
UGAGUGGAGCUAUUAGUUCAAUAUUUGAAACCAAUGCAUUUUUUGUUGCCUUAUGUUAAUAUGGUUUCUUAUCCGUACUUCAAUGCUAUUUUUUACAUUAUGGGAGCUAAAUCGGAGAUGUAGGCUCUCCAAAUGAAUAUACGAGGUUUGUUCAUUGGUUCAAGAAUUUAUGGCAAACUAUAGGGCUACCUAAUCUGAGGUUAUGUUUAGUUUAUGUAAAUUCUUGGCGUGGUGUUUAGCCAGUUGAUAGCAAGUUUCUAAGAUAUUGAGAAUUUGAGAUGCUGCUUAUGAGCAUAGAAAUGGAUUUCUAGACAUCAUCAUACCUGCUUUGACCAAUUAAAUGGAAGUUGGCCUUUUUAACUUCUACAUGUGUUUUACAGUUAAGUUUUAUUUCGCAGAGCUCAUAGUGUGAGUUGAUAAAAAUGUUAUCUUUGCUGAAACUUGGACCAAAUGAUAUCAUUUGAGAUACAUCAGGCUUGCCCAAUCAGACAAGGUACAGGAAUUGGUUGAAGCAACUAGAACAAAGUUGCAUACUUUAGUGGCUUUAGAUAGUAGCUUUAGAGUAGCAGACUUUAUUAACAGUAUAUGUUAAUGUUUGAUUAAGUGUUUAUGCUAAUCUGAUUUUGUGUUAAUGAGUAACAUGGCAUAUCUGGAGGUGAUUAUGGAGCAGCAAAGGUGAUGCUUAGACCUGCUUCACCAGGUACUGGAGUGAUUGCUAGGGGUGCUGUGAGAAUUGUUCUUGAAAUGGCAGGUGUUGAAAAUGCUCUAGGAAAGCAGAUUGGAAGUAAGAAUGCCCUCAACAAUGCUAGAGCGACUGUUGUUGCAGUGCAAAAGAUGAGGCCGUUCCGCGAUGUUGCUCGUGAACGAGGAAAUCCCAGUGGAAGAGCUGUGGAAGUGAUGGUGCUGGAAGUAGCUUUUACAACCCCACCCCACCCCACCCCCCCAUAGAUUUUGUGCGAGAAGCCUUGUCAUUUGCUAAUGCAAUUCGGCCAAUUACAAAAUUCAAUCAUUUCGCUUUCUUAACUGUAGUUAAUGAAGGCAAAAAAUAUGUGUAUAUAUGUAUAGUCAAUGAAGCUUGUAUUCUUAU